Molecule: messenger RNA, 315 nt
Organism: Pelagomonas calceolata
Lineage: Eukaryota; Pelagophyceae; Pelagomonadales; Pelagomonadaceae
Source: the annotation of a GenBank genome assembly
CUGCGUGUGUUACCGUUACCGUCGGCGCGGCGCGUUCGUUCAUCCAUCACAUCGCGCAGCUGCAUAGUGUCCAGCGUCUCGCGUCGAUGGCGCGGCAGCGAUGCGGUCCCGCCGCGGGACGGAGCAUUGCGGCGGGCGGAUCGGGGCGCGUCUGGGUUUGCAGCCUUGCGGCACCUCGAUGGGGCGAUUCGCAGCAUCACGCCUCCACGACGGCGCGACACGCGGCUGCCCGAGCCAUGUUCAUGGAAAACCGACGCUGCAAUUGCACCUGUAGCCUCCGUCGCAGCAUUUUUGAUCUUCACGACGCGAGCUUGC